Molecule: messenger RNA, 5067 nt
Organism: Belonocnema kinseyi
Lineage: Eukaryota; Metazoa; Arthropoda; Insecta; Hymenoptera; Cynipidae
Exons: 17
Coding region: 115-4347 (1410 amino acids)
Source: RefSeq, a predicted model, not a curated record
GUGGCAACAAACUCGUGCCGUAGUUUCUGCUCCGUUAUUGAGACUCUCAUUGUUCUUAAAUUUUUAAUUCAAUGAGGAUAAUUCUUCAGAGAUAAAUCCUAAUAAAACGCGAAAAUGUUCCUUUCUUCGUCACUUCUCGUGUUUUUUCUUGACUUUCUUCUGAAAAAUGUGGAAUGUUCAGUAAUUUCUUAUCAAGUCAAAAAUUCGAAGACCACGCAAGAGAGAAAGAAGAGAGAAACAAUUAACCAAUCAAACUCAUCGAAUUGGAUAAAACCGAUCUCGGAUGUUAACCAGGACCUUCUGAAUGUUCAAGCCAUUAUUGCCAAGGAUGAGAAAAUGAAGGACAACUGUAUGACUGGUUCGCAAAAUACAGAAAACAGACAUUUAAUGUGUGCUGGUUCGAUAUUGACAGAUCGGCACAUAUUAACUUCAGCUAGCUGUAUGCAUGAAGCAACACAUAUUAGACACAAUUUAAAAGCACCUCUUGUUGUGGUAAUUGCUCCAUUGAAACCGGAUCUUCAGGUGAUCAGGGUUCAUAGCUAUAAAGUGCAUCCUAAGCAUGAUAUAUUUCCCGAGGUAUAUCCUCACAACCAUCUACAUAUAAGACAUAACAUUGCAGUAAUCAAGUUAGCAUGCAGUAUCAAACCUCAGCACUUAACUAAGAUUCGACUUCCAAAAGCUCCCUACACAGAAAUUUGUUCCUCUGAUAACUGUAUGGUCGCUGUACUCAGGAAAGUUGGAAAAACAUCGCUUGUUAUUUAUGAUACUCGUGCAAAACAAAUCCCCUGGACUUCGAGGAAACGAAGAUCGAUAGAAAUGGCUGAAGAUUUACGAAAUGAUUCGAACACUGAAAUAUUAUCUGCCAAUAUUCGAGAAAAAUUGGUGGACACGUCGAAAAUUCAAGAAACACUUUUGUUGUUCGAUAAGAGAGAAGCCCAAGAACUAUUGCCUCUUGAUAAAUUAGGAAUAGUCAUAUCUGGGAUGAAAAAUAAUUUUAGUUUUAGUCCCAAUGAAGCAAUUAUUCAGCAGAGAGAAGUACUAUCUACUUCGGGAGGAAUUUCAAUGGCCACCAAUAUUGCUAAUCAACAUGUCUUUCAAGGCGAUUCUGAUCAAAAUAAGAGACAAAGAUUAUUUUCUGUUAGAGCAAGUGAUGGGGUUCAAGGAUGUCCUCAGUUAGGAUCUCCUGUCAUGUUUGACAGAAUUCAAGCAGCUUUGAUAGCAACAUCCUGUGACGAUAGACAACCGGGAGCAUUUUGGAAGUACACAGACAUUUAUUCUAAUUCUGAGUGGAUCGUUGGACAAACUUCAGAUUUGAGUAUUCAAAACUCAAAAAUUGAAUCUCUAGAAUCUGAUAAAUUUGCUGUAAAAGGUUGUAGUACAUGCAUCUACAAUUUUUUUAUAGACCUAACUGGUUCUAACGAUGGAACCAACUGUAGUGACCUUAACCGAAAUUCGAAUCAUUUCAAAAUGUGUGCUUCACAUAAGGGUCGAAAGAGGAUGAAUAAACAAAAUUCAAUUCCAAAAAAAGAUGAGACUUCGAGGAAUCUUCAGUUACAGAAUCCUCCUAAACAAAGAGGAGUUAGACAAUAUGAAAUUAACGGUGAAAUUAGGAAUAAAGAAAAUGAAAAUGUUAAGAAAACCCAGAAGCUUCAUGAAAAGUCUUCCAAAAUUAAUAAACAUCUUCUAAAGAAUGAUGAUAAAAAUUUGACUACAGAUAUCCCUACAGAUUACGACAAAGGUGUGGGCAGGGGUCCCGCGAUGGAUUUCGACCAAGAUUUCGAUAAAGAUUUCGAUAAGAAAUUCCAGGAUGAGUUUCAGAAGGAUUUACAAAGGGAUUUUAAAAAUUAUUUUAAUAGGAAAUAUGAUAGUGGUAUUAGGCACAAAUUUGAGAACGAUGAUAAUUUACGAAACAUUAAGAAGCCAAUUGAAAAUCGAUUGAGGAAUGAAAAUUCAGGUAAUCAGGAUCAUGAAAGUUUGAAGGAAAAUGGAUACAAAAAUCUUAAUUCUUCCAAGGUAGUGGAGACGAUGAACCCUCAAGAAAGCAAUGACUAUAAUCCACUCUCGAAGAAGUUCCGUAACCUACGGAAGGUAUUGGCUCGCAUCCACAAGUCCAUUCCGGAUAAGAAUAUCGAAAAUGUUUUCUUUGCGGGCCAAAGACAAAUUUUGCCAAAGAAGGAAAUUUCGAAUUCAGGUCAGGGAGUGGAGCAUUUUAGAGAAGAAAAGAUGCAGUCAAUUGUGGACAGACAAUUCGCGGUUUUCCUUAAGGAUAGAGAAAGAGCAGCAAAUAAACAUCUUAAUACAUAUCCUGGAUUUAAUGGAUAUUUUUUACGGAAAAUUACAAAAACGAUCACCAUGGGACUGAAACUGUUACUGCUUCUACUGUUACUAGUGAUGCGUUACAGUCUCUCCCAGAACGUUGAUAACGGUCCGAAAGUUGACGACAGAUUUUUCAAAAGGUCGACGAACGCAAAUUUGUACGAGGAAAGUAUCUUUGAAAAUUCGGUGGAAAAUUUCAGUUACAUCGUUCAUGAAAAUAAACAAAAGGAGAAACUGCGAGGAUCAAUUCGUGACAAUUUUGUCGAGGUAAAUCCCUCAGAAAGAAAUGACACGAUGCUAAAUUCUCGAAAUCGGCAAGACAUGCAAACAGUCCUUACGAAAAAAUUCCUAUCUGAUCCAAGAUUCAAGGAAAUUUUAAAAUCUGAACGUGAUUUGAAUUUUCUAACGACAUGGUUGAUGAAUCGCAAACAGUCAAUCGUUGGGAAGCCGGAAAAGUCAGACAGGAAGAGAAUCAAGCGUAGGAGAAGUAAAUUGUGCACCGUUAGCGGCAAUGAACUUCCAGACAAAGUUAUUGAGAAUCCCGCUUCCUUUUCCAAAAGAACAAAACCAAAUUUGAAAAAAAGAGUUAAAAGAAAAACAGACAAAUUUUGGAUUGAGAAAGAUGUUAAAGGGUAUGACGAAGCUCUCAAAAUGCAUGCUUUUAUUGUUCGAGAUGAAGAAGUUCCAGAGUGUGGAAGCGCUGCCAGCAAAAUCACGAACACUCGUUAUUUUAUGUGCAGUGGAGUUAUUCUCAACAGCAGAUACGUACUAACGACUGCAACGUGUAUCCAUUAUGCACACGUUUAUGAGAACCACAUUGAUGCUACUAUUUCGGUUUUAAUUGGCGCGGUAUCAAAAACAACUUAUGUUAUAAAAGCAGAUAGUUAUGAAAUGCAUCCAAAAUUUAUACAUAAUCCAGAUGCGCAAGACUUUGCUACUCACAAUGUUGCUAUCAUCACAAUGGACUGCAACAUUCCUAAAGACGCUCUUUUUAUGCCCAAACUCCCGUCAAAAUACGAAGAUCUGGCUCACUCAUGUUGUUCAGGAAGUUGCAAACUGUUAACAGUUCGGCAAACACCAAAAAACAGGCACAAAAUCCUGUUGAUGGAUGCCAAGCACAUUCCCGCAGCAGAUCACUACGAUGACGAAAAUAGAAAUCGAAGAGAAACGUCUACUUUUGUAAGAAAAAUAAAAAAAGAAAACCGAAAAACUGCAACCCCUCCUGAGUUUUUCUAUAGCGAACCUGAAAAAAACAACCUGAAACCCGCCACUUCUAGUAGAAGACAAUCAGAUAAGAUCAACAACUUUGAAAAUGAAAGUGUUGGUGAAGGCCUGGGAGAAUUAUCUCAAAAGAUAAUGGUAGAAACGCACCGAUCAAAUUUUGACGAUGAACCGAUACCUGUACCUGCUAACAUGACGGCCAAAAAUGAAAAGUCUGUCGAUAACUUCGUAAAAGAUAUUUCUGAAAAAGCUGUGGAACAAAUAAAUAGAAUGUUGACUGACGAAGAAUCGAAAAAUAGGGUUUUGCCAGGCAUUAGUGAAACUGGAGCCGAGAUGGUAGAUCAAAUUGCUCAAACUGUUGCAAAAUCUGUGAUGUCAAAUUUAAAUCUUACGCGAAUGUCGACAGUCGAGAUGCUGAGCAAUUCUUUAGCCGAUCCAGAUGCUAAAUAUUACAAUUGUCCACCAUUGGGAUCACCAAUCAUCGUAAACAAGACUCUGAUAGGAUUGGUGGUAUACACUUGUGAUGAUCUUCAAAGUUGGGUACCAUGGAAAUACGUAGAUGUUGUCAGGAAUUUAAAAUGGAUUAAAAAAGUAAUUUCCUAUAUAAAAGAAUCACCAAGAUCUCGAAUACCUUUCGGUGAAGAAAAUAGGAUCGAUUCUCCUGACACCAUCCAUGGAAAUUAUCAAGGACAGAAUUCAUGGAGUAAAAUAGAUGAUAAUAAGAGUCCUCGAGUUGCUGUUAAUAAAUGUUUUCUAAAUGGCGAUGGGACAGUUUUUUGUGAGAAUCAAGGUAUUUUGCCAGGGAAUUAAAUAAUUAAGUUACAUAUCAUAAAUAAGUAAAAUAGUAAGAAAAUGCAGGUUGAGGGAAUUUUUAAUUGUAAAAAAUGUAUCUGAUGUUAUAGAGAAAAAUGUUUCAAGUGUCGUAAAAAAACCUUGUUUGAAAGGUAACAUCGUCAAGACAAUAUCACAUUUAAAUCCAGUCAAUUAAUCGAAUUAUUGAAUGACGCAUGUUUAGAGAGAGUAAAUAUAUAUUAAGUUAGAAAGGAAUUAAAUUAUCCCCAAAGGAAAUCUUGUUAUAUUUUUAUUUUUAUCUCGACAAUUAGAUUAUAUAUUUUGCUAAAACGAAAAAAUCAGAUUACAUCGAAUUGAAAGAACUUGGAAAAUACUAAUAAAGAAUUUAGGUUGAAGAUCAUUAAAAAGGUUCAAAUUCAAAUUUUAUAAAAUAAAAAUUUAUAAACAUAUCUCUAAAUUCGUACAAAAACGUAAAAAAAAGUAACCAUAAAACACAAUUGAGUACAAAUAGGAAAUUUUUAGGUUUCGCCGGAAACAAGGUGUUUUUUUGACUUAGGAAGAAAAAUAUUUAGGAUAUUGCAAUAUUUUAAAUUAAGGUAUGCAAAUUAUCGCUAUUAUAAAAAAGCUUUUAUGCCUAAAUUUUGUUGUAAUAGCUAUCACAAACACAUCUUUACUGAAAAUUAUCUAAUUUAAAUAUUCUAAAUAUUUGUAAAAAUAAAAUACAACAAUAUACAUUAU